AUGGCAGAGUCUUCCAAUCAUUCUGAUGAAGCAGCUCUCAUGGCUUUCAAAGCUGCUAUCUCUCUCGAUCCAUAUAAUUCCUUACUCCAUUGGAAUCCCAAUCACACCUUCUGUAAUUGGCCUGCCAUUACCUGCUCUUCUCGUCGACAGCGUGUGGUUUCCUUGAAUCUCACUGGUAUGGGAUUAUUUGGCCCCAUCUCUCCCUUUCUCGGAAAUCUUUCCUUCCUCAGAGUACUUGCUCUACGAUAUAAUAGCUUUCACGGCCAUAUUCCAUAUCAGCUUGGAAGGCUAUUUCGCUUGAGACGGCUUCGGUUGUCUUCUAACAAUUUAAGUGGAAGCAUUCCACCUGAAUUUAGUCAUCUUUCAAAUUUAGAAGCCCUAGUAUUAGGAGGAAACGAAUUGACAGGGUUGAUCCCCGUUGCCCUUUCAAAUUGCACUCGUCUCCAAAUUUUGGAGCUCUGUGCUAACAACUUAAACGGCCCAGUUCCAUGGGAGUUUGGAAGGCUGUCAGAGUUGCAACAUGUGUAUUUAUGGCAAAAUCAACUCAGUGGAGAAAUACCCCGCUCAGUGGGGAAUUGGAGUCAGCUGGAACGCCUGGAAUUGGAGAUCAACCAACUGAGCGGCACAGUGCCCCUGGAAUUUGGUAAAAUGAAGCAGCUGAGACAGUUAUUUUUGUGGGGAAAUCAAUUUGUGAGUGGAAGCAGUGGUUUGCCUAUUCUAACAGUGUUAACUAAUUGCUCCAGCUUGGAAGAUCUUGAAUUGGCAUUUAAUCAUCUCACUGGCGUCGUGCCCACUUCAGUUGGUCGCCUUUCAAAUUCACUCUCCUUUUUAGCCCUAGACUCAAAUGAAAUAGGGGGAAACAUACCAGAAGAGAUUGGUAACAUCACAAAUUUAGCGACAUUAUAUCUAGGUGCAAACCGAUUCAAUGGGACCAUUCCAUCUGCACUCGGCAAACUUCCAAAUCUGGAAAGAUUAGAUCUGGAGGCAAACAAUUUACAGGGAAGAAUUCCAGAAAGUUUUGGACAAUCAAUAAGGCUUGGAUUGUUGUCACUCAGUGAGAAUAUGCUUUCAGUUUAG
Cryptomeria japonica (Japanese cedar) is the source of this 1077-nucleotide messenger RNA. Its product is annotated as LRR receptor-like serine/threonine-protein kinase FLS2. Gene Ontology annotation, molecular function: protein binding. The transcript is spliced from 3 exons. Lineage: Eukaryota; Viridiplantae; Streptophyta; Pinopsida; Cupressales; Cupressaceae. The record is from RefSeq and is a predicted model, not a curated record. The coding region runs from base 1 to 1077 and encodes 358 amino acids.